GCGUUAAAUCAGAAUACAACUGCCUUCAAUGGUUAUCGCUUUACGGCUUUAAGCUUCCUCUGAUCUAUCUGGUCGGAGGGAAAUACAUGGAAGGAUGUUUCACCAAUCGAUAGAGAAGGAAUCAGAUGCCCAUGGACAUCGUGACCAUGCAGGACUACAAGUUCCACAACAGCAAGAGCAGCGGCAACAUGACCACCACCAUCAACAAUAUCACCCGAACAUAGAACUUGAGUAUAGCUACCAUAAGAAAUCACUAUGUAAUGCAUAUGUAUUGUGUAUCGUCGGUUUCCUGGGCACUCACCAUUUCUAUCUCGGCCGUUAUGUCUUUGGUAUUGCUUACCUAAUGACGUUCGGGUUAUGCGGCAUUGGAUGGGUCAUCGACUGGUUCCGGAUGCCGUGUUUGGUCAAUCAAGUAAAUCGGCAACUCAAAGAAGACCUACAGCGUCAAUAUGGCCAGAAUGAGUUACCUGGGCCACCACACACAAGGAAAUGGACACCCCAUGACAAAAGUCUUUUUGAUGCCUACAUUUUGUGGUUUCCUUUUGGGAUGCUUGGAGUAACCUAUUUCCUGACCUUUGGAUUAUGUGGAGUUGGAUGGGUAGUUGACGUGUUUCGAAUGCCGUUCCUUGUCAAGAAAGCAAACAGCGACAUAAGGCAGAUCCGCGACGCUGAGCCUAUUGCAAGUAUAUGGGAUGAAGAGAAGAGGCUUGACGAUGCCUAUACGUUGUCCUUCCCGUUAGGAUUUCUUGGUCUGCAUCAUUUCUACCUCAACAGAAUUUUCUUUGGUUUUAUGUACCUCUUCACAUUUGGAUUAUGUGGUUUUGGGACGGUAGUUGAUUGGUUCAGAUUGCCUUGUCUUGUGAAAAGGACAAACACAGAGAUAAGGGAGGAUAAACGAGAUUACAGAAAUCUAUUUGAUGCGUACCUCUGUGGAUUUCCCCUGGGGUUUCUCGGUCUCCAUCAUUUCUAUCUGAGGAAUCCAGGAUGGGGUGUAACGUAUUUUUUAACAUUAGGUUUAUGUGGCAUUGGGUGGUUAAUAGAUUUAAUCCGCAUGCAUUGGUUGGUAAAAUCUGCAAACGAGCAUGUUGAGCAGCGUCGUCAUCUCUUUGGAAGUCCUCGAAGCAGACGAAAUUAUUUCUUCAGUGGACAGCCACGAGGGAUGAACCAUACAGCACCACAAGGGCCUCCUCAGUCAGACCCUCGCAUCCAACACGGUUACUCUCAGAACAAUUAUCCUGGUUCAACUUCUAGUUUGGAAAGUGGAAGGCCUUCACAAACUACAUAUCCCCACCAUUUACAACAGCCAAACAUGGCACAUGGGUACCAGGGAGGUGCCCAGCCACCGUCAAACUACGAUCUUCCUCCUCCAUAUACAGAAAUAGAUGAUCAAAUGGAAAUAGGGCACAAUGGGACUGACUACAAUGAGGACCAUCCUGAGGCUACACAACAAACGCAACCCACAGCACCACCUUAUAUCAAAAUGUAAACAAAGGUGAAUGUGACUACAUUCACGCAGGAGGCGUAUCUGGGGGAUCCAAAAAUACUCGCGCCGUCGCCCACACACCAAAAUCACGGUCAAGUAGUUGAAAAUCAUCUCAAAUCACCUUAUUUUGCGAGGCAGUGCCUACUCACCUAAUCAUCUAGCUCCCGCCCCCCACCUCACCUUCCCCAUUACAAGACUCUACAUACACCACUUCAUUCACGUUCCUUUUUGAUAUAAUGCCACCCAAAUUUUAUUGUACAAUUUUCAUAUAUUUACCUGGAAGUAGUAGUAUAAUGUUUAGGGAAACAGCUUUUUAUAAUUAUAUUUGAUAUUUGAAACAUAACAAUCCUUUAAAAAUUAAUACAAAGCUUAAUUUAAGUUGAUCAAAUAAGCUAUUAAUUUAAUAUUUUCAAUGAUCACACAGCAAAACAAAUGCGUUUGAUAUAUAGACAUUUUACUACAGAACUCCUUAAAUAAUUACAGUAUAGCAGCAAAUGUACGCGUCUUUAUAGGAACAAUUUUACAUAAUAUUUUAAUUAUAAAUUAUAACAACUUUAUUAAGUAAGUCAUAUAUAUAUAUAUAUAUUAAUGCCUUAUAUAGGCCUAUUAUAUAUAUAUAUACUAAUAAUUAUAUACGUUUUGAUAUAAUCGAUUAGUAUGACAGACACGUUACUAUGCUAUAUAUA
Molecule: messenger RNA, 2169 nt
Organism: Anneissia japonica
Lineage: Eukaryota; Metazoa; Echinodermata; Crinoidea; Comatulida; Comatulidae
Source: RefSeq, a predicted model, not a curated record